This is a messenger RNA of Zea mays, 2866 nucleotides long. RefSeq lists its product as uncharacterized. NCBI's taxonomy places the organism in Eukaryota, Viridiplantae, Streptophyta, Magnoliopsida, Poales, Poaceae. Gene Ontology annotation, molecular function: ATP binding; protein serine/threonine kinase activity. Bases 8 to 2644 code for a protein of 878 amino acids. The transcript has a single exon. Gene Ontology annotation, biological process: recognition of pollen; protein phosphorylation. The record is from RefSeq and is marked validated.
UGCAUGCAUGCGUGCACAGAGACACCCACAUCUCUCGUUCACCAUGCCUGCUUCACCCUACAGCUACACACUACUGGUCGGGCUUUUCCUCGUCUCCCUGCUGCUGCACAGCCCCAGGCCGUGCUCUUGUGCGAAUUACCACACUCUCGCGGCGGGCCAGGCGCUCGCUGUCGGCGACACCCUCGUCUCCAGGAACGGCAAGUUCGCGCUCGGCUUCUUCCCGUCCGGCACCACCACCACACCCGCCGCCAGUAAGUCCUCCUCCUCCUCUGACAACAACAGCAACACCACCGCCGUCUCCAACUGGUACCUAGGCAUCUGGUUCAACAAGAUCCCAGUCUUCACUCCGGUCUGGAUUGCUAACCGGGAUGACCCGUUCACCGACCCAGACGCAGACCCCAAUAAUAAGCUCCUCCCCAAACGGACUCUGCAAAUCUCUAGAGACGGGAACCUUGUAGUAGUCCAGGAGGACAACAACGCUCCUCAAAGAACUGAAACCCUAGUCGUUUGGUCCACCACCACCACCAGCAGCAACACCACCAGCACCAACACCAACAACACCAGCACCAACACCACCAACACCGUCGCCGAGCUCACCCACAAUGGCAACCUGGUGGUGCGCGACGCCUCGGCCUCGGACGCGUCCAAGGUCCGGUGGCAGAGCUUCGACUACCCAACAGACGUGUACCUCCCGGGAUCCAAGCUGGGCAGGAACAAGGUGACGGGGUUGAACCGCGUCUUCGUGUCGAGGAAGAACAGGGCGAACCCGGCCCGCGGCUCCUACUGCGUCGGGGUGGACUCACGGUUCUCCCAGGGGAUCAUACUCAGCCAGUGCUCCUCUUCCGUCGUGUACUGGGCGUCGGGCACAUUCUCACUGUCGGACGUGGAUCCCAGCGACAGCGGCUUCAUCAGCUACAACCAGAUCGACAACGCCCAGGAGCAGUACUACAUCUACACCAUACCCAACGACACCCUCUCCGUGUACACCGCCGUGGAGACCUCUGGCCAGAUCAAGGGGCGCGUGUGGGUGGAGAGCAGCCACGCCUGGCGAGACUUCUACACCCAGCCCAUGAAUCCCUGCAGCGUCCACGCUGCCUGUGGACCUUUCACUGUCUGCACCACCACCGGCGGCGGCGACAACAACGCGAACAUGUCCUGCGAUUGCAUGGAGGGAUUCUCUAUCAGGUCGCCCAGUGAAUGGGACCUCGACGAUCGAGCGGGAGGGUGCACGAGGAACAACCAACUCGAUUGCGCCACGGACAGGUUCUUGCCCGUGCCUGGCGUUCAGUUGGCCUACGACCCCGUGCCCAUGAAAGCAACUGACGCUGAUGGAUGUGGCCAGGCUUGUGCCACUGAUUGCUCUUGCACUGCUUACUCAUAUGCUAGCACUACUGGUGGUGGUGGUGGUGGGUGCUCUAUCUGGCGUGGAGAAUUGCUUAACACCGCAACAGCAAGUACCACCGGCGACACUCUCUACCUUCGCCUCUCUGCCAAGGAUCUGCAGACGCUGAGAGAGAACCAAAGAUCAGGCCGCCCAUCUAAGGCGACAGUUGUUACUGCUGCAAGCAUUGCGGCCGGUGGUUUUGUGAUAAUUGCGCUCAUCGUACUACUCGUUUGCAGCUGGAGGAGAACAAGCAACACCCAAGAUUGCGAUGGGACGAUUAUUAGAUCAUUCACGUAUAGUCACCUACGCCACGCGACAAGAAACUUCUCUGACAGGCUAGGAGGCGGCGGAUUUGGUUCUGUGUACAAGGGAACGAUUCUAGGGAGGGACGACGAUGGUUCCGCGGUCACUACUAUAGCGGUGAAAAGACUACUAGAUGGUGCUCGUCAGGGAGAGAAGCAAUUCAGGGCUGAGGUGAGUUCGAUAGGCCUGAUCCAGCAUAUCAACCUGGUGAAACUGGUCGGUUUCUGCUGCGAGAGCGAUAAAAGGUUGCUAGUGUACGAGCACAUGGUCAAUGGUUCUCUCGACGUCCAUCUGUUCAAUAGUAAUGGCGGCGGUGGUGGUGGAAAGGAUGGUGUCGUCGUCCUAGACUGGAGCACGAGGUACCAGAUCGCCGUCGGGGUCGCGAGAGGGCUGGCGUACCUGCACGAGGGCUGCCGCGAGCGCAUCAUCCACUGCGACAUCAAGCCGGAGAACAUACUCCUCGACGCGUCGCUCGUCCCAAAGAUCGCGGAUUUCGGGAUGGCGGCGAUCGUGCCCAGGGAUUUCAGCCGCGUCCUCACUACGUUCAGAGGAACCAUAGGCUACCUUGCCCCGGAGUGGAUCGGUGGAGAAGCCAUCACCGAAAAAGUGGACGCCUACAGCUUCGGAAUGGUGCUGCUGGAGAUCGUGUCAGGGAGGAGGAACUCGCCUAAGGUAUACACCACCAACAGCUGCCACGUUUCUUAUUUCCCGUUGCAGGCCAUCACGACGAUGCUCCACGACGGAGAUGUGAAUAGCUUGGUAGAUCCACAGCUGCACGGCGAGUUCAACUUGGAAGAGGCUUUAAGGCUAUGCAAAGUUGCAUUUUGGUGUAUUCAGGAUAACGAACUUGACCGGCCGACAAUGGGUGAAGUGGUUCAGGCUCUCGAGGGCCUACAUGAUGUUGGUAUGCCCCCUAUGCCAAGACAACUUGCAACUAUAGCAAGAAACGAGUUGUGAUACAAAUUAUUAGAAGCAUUUCUUUUCUUUUCUUUUUUUCCUUUGUUCCCUCCACGAUUUAUAGCGAUGACAAGAAGCUAUAUAUGCAAUUAAACGUAGCAUAUAUAAGGUGCAGGAGUUUUAUACUUUAUGUUUAUCUCUUCAUGUUUGUAGCAAUGGUACGCAAUGCAAUAAUUGUACCAACGCAUCAUGCUAUACGAAUAUUUUUUUUGGUGAAUGGUG